Messenger RNA from Ornithodoros turicata, 1562 nucleotides. RefSeq lists its product as uncharacterized. The record is from RefSeq and is a predicted model, not a curated record. The coding region runs from base 432 to 1433 and encodes 333 amino acids. Lineage: Eukaryota; Metazoa; Arthropoda; Arachnida; Ixodida; Argasidae. The transcript is spliced from 12 exons.
GGUAGAAGAAGAAGAAGAAGAAGAAGAAGCCAUCUCAACUGUCGUCAUUUUGGAAUCAACAACCGAUCACUCAGCAGAAUGACAGAGCAAUCGGCAAUGUCGGGGAUGUCCUCCAUGUCCUCCAUGUCGGGGAUGUCGGGGAUAUCCGGGACCGAUGCCACCGGAGCAGGAGGAGACGACGAGCAGAGCGGAAAAUUCUGAUCGCUGCUGCCGUCGGAUGCCUUCUGCUCAUCGCCACCGUAUUUCUCCUGGCAACUAUACUUAGCAGCUCGGACAGUCAACAAAGCGGCUCCAACGAUAGCGGCGACGACGACAACGAACAGUACCAAGACGGAUAUCAACCAGCACCCCCAACAACCACAACUACCACUACAACGACAACAACCACCACUACAACAACGACAACUACGCACCUUCCCUACUUCAUUCUAAUGUGCACCGUGGGUCAACGUUUCACGAAACCAGACGCUUACCAGUCUCUGGGAUGUGAUUACUUCAUUUUCGACAGCGUCAUCCCAACAGCUACUGGACUCUCCUCAUCUGAGGAUGAGCACGCCUGGAAGUUGUUCAAAAGCGUGUCCUGGACCCAACAACCAAAGCCGGAGUUUGGCAUUUCGUUUCCGGGAAGAUAUGCCACAGACCUGCCAACGGCUCUCUCGAGCUCAGUUACCAACGAACUGAAGCAGCUGUUCGCCAAAGGGUACAGGUCCUUCGGGGUCCUCAACUGCCACGGAACGGUGUCCUUCCUUUCCGGAACGACGGGAACCAAGUUCGGAGAGCUGUUUAACACAAUCUUCAACGCCAUGACUGCAGCUCAAAGGGAUGCUGGCCUGAAGACCUUCUUCAUUGGACUGCAAGCGUCAUAUGGAGUUACAACGCUAAGCGACAACCUCAUGCAUGACGUCAUCGCUAUAAGGCACCUGAACCUGCUCAUUAUGCAGAGCCACAUCGUACCACUGCCCCCUCUUACCGCCAGCAACUGUCACAUCUACCCUAGUAGCUCGUGGUCGCAGGCUUCCAUCGUGAACGACUCUUACUCUUCUGUGGAACGGGCCUCCGCCUUGCUCUAUCAUGCACCAAGCACCAGGCAUCUCCAGGCGUUUGCCAUUUCCUUCUCUAUGGCUGUGAAUAUGUUCGCCAUCUCCUCGAGUCCGUCCUUUACUAAUACAAGGUUCCGAGAUAGCUGUAUCACCAGCGCAGUUACCAGCCUCAACGACAUCUGCCUCUUACCGACAGCGAAUGUCGUUAUCCAGACAAACAGCACUGAGUCUGUCCAGCGUGGGUAUGUGACCGGAAAGCGAUUCGUCUUCUCCUACAGUACAGCGGAGAACAUGGCUGAAUUGUACAACAAAUCUAAGCCAGCAAGAAGUUGGGCAUUCUGCUGGCGGACAUCCAGUUCGAUUACACAUACCGCUGUUCUGGUGGCCCGCUGACAAGAGUGAAAUAUAUGAGGGACUUUCUCAACAAUCUACGUCGCACUACGACGCCCUGAAAGUGUUGUGGGGCUCUUUUGUCGUUGGGAGCAGCUUGUGGGCAAGCAAUAAAAAGGUGGUUGGUGUGCA